GAAGCCUUGCCUUGCUGGAGGAAGUAAGUCAUGGGGAGAUAAAUGGCUUUGGGAGUAAAAGACCUUCUUCGGUUUUCAGUCAGGACUUUGUGCUCCCAGCUCUGCACCUGAGCUCUCAGCUUCCUGAGAACACAGCACUGCCAACCUGUCAUUUGCUGCUGUGUUCUCUGCCACAAUGGACUCUUACCCUUGAGGAAACUGAACUUACUUUCCAGCCCAGGCUCUCGUUUGUCUAACUGAAUCUACAUCACCUGAUGGGAAACGAGGCUUCCAGGAAAGUGCAACAGCUGCAGUAAACUAUAAAGAUAAAUGUAUCAGAGAAAUGGGGGAGUUACUUUCCGGUUGUUUGGACCUCCCAAAUUAUACUCUCCAGAAUUUACAGAGAAAGCCAGACAGUGUCUUCACUGCCUCCUGACUGCUAGAAUGUCUACCCUGUGUGCUUACCAUGAAGUAAAGAAACCCCUCUCCAUUAUACAUUAUUCCUGUCACCAUGAUGUUCUGCCCAAGGAUAUGAGACCAAGCAACACAGACAGGAUCCUCUCAUAUGAACUGUUAAGACGAUGGAGACUCCUGGAGAUGGACUCAAUGCAUUUGCUUCACGAGGAGUCUUUGGGAUGUUAUGGGAUAUUAUGGUUGACCAGGGCAUGUUCCCACAGACUCAGGUAUUGGUGCUUUAGCUGGCAGCUUCAGGGGUUUUUCAGAAGUGAUUGGAUCCUAAGAAGUCUGAUGUAACCAAUGAGUUAAUCAGCCAAUGGCCUUGUUGGGAGAUGGUGAGAAGUAGGACACGCAUCACAGUAAGAAGAAGUAAGCCGAUGGAGUGUACACUUGGGGGCUGCAUGUGCCCAGGGCUCUUCCUGAAUUCCCACUUUGUGUCUUGUCUGCUGUAAAGUGAGUGGACUCUGCUAUACACUCCACCAGCAAGAUGCUCUGCCUGACCAUGGGUCCAGAAUCAAUAGAACUAUGGAAUGAAACCUCUGUAAUUGAGAGUACAACUCACUCUUCCUCUUCCAAAAGGAAAUAAAAGAAGUUCAGACAUUGGUUAAGAAUGGACCUGCGGUGACUUUGCAAGUGCCUAACUACAUUCUUCAGUUAUACGUCUACAUGGAUGCGAAUGGAUGUUCUUCUAAAUGUUAUACUAAGUGUUGCCACACUUUUGGUAACUCUUUGUAGGGGGCGGAAGGCAGAAUAGACAAGUGGUCUUGUCCUUUAAAGGGAAGAUUUAGCCAUGCUCCCAGUUAACAAGUACAUACUUUUGGGAACCCCAGAAUAUGGGGUUGGGGAGGGAAAAAUAGAGAGAGAGGAGUGAGGAGAUGAGGAGAGGAACUUCAGGAGGGGAGGGAAGAGAGAAUGAACUCUGGGAAAGAACAUCGAAUUCUCACAAGUGCAGAAAUGUGUCCUGUAAAUGAUCAAAGCUCUGUCUGUGUGCACCUAACUCACACGUAUGCCUUGUCAGUCCUUUGAACUAGAGGUACCAGAGUGUUGUUUUCUUUUUUCAGAGUAGGAUAUUUCAGGACAGUUUCCCAAGUAACAGUUCUAAGACAGUGCACUAGGCAGAGAGCCAUAUGUUACAAAUGUGUUUUACAAUUGUCCAUCAAUCUAAGAAUGUAUCCUUCCUCUUUCUGUAUUCUACCAACUCCAACAUUUCCUUCCAUUUCUUUUAUUUUUGCUAGAUUAUUUUCUUUUAAUUGGUGUAUGUCUUAGAGAGGUUUCAAUUGCCGUGAAGAGACACCAUGACCUCAGCAGCUCUUAUAGAAGAAAACAUUUAAUUGGGGCUGGAUUGCAGUUCAAAGGUUUAGUCCGUUAUCAUCAUGACAGGAAGCAAGAUGGUAUGCAGGGAGACAUGGUGCUGGAUAGCUGAGAGUUCUACAUUUGGAUCUGUAGGAAGCAGGAAAAGAGAGUUCUACACUGGGCAUGGCUUGAGUAUCUGAGACACCAAAGCCCUAGCACCUACUCCAGCAAGGCCACACCUCCUAAUAGUGGCACUUCCAUGGAGGCCAUUUUAUUCAACCCACCACAUUGUAAAUUUAUUGUACAUAAAGAUAAGUUCUGUAAC
Messenger RNA from Mus musculus (house mouse), 2053 nucleotides. RefSeq names its product RIKEN cDNA 9330182O14 gene. The record is from RefSeq and is marked validated. The transcript is spliced from 4 exons. The coding region runs from base 310 to 732 and encodes 140 amino acids. NCBI's taxonomy places the organism in Eukaryota, Metazoa, Chordata, Mammalia, Rodentia, Muridae.